Molecule: messenger RNA, 4616 nt
Organism: Lagopus leucura (white-tailed ptarmigan)
Lineage: Eukaryota; Metazoa; Chordata; Aves; Galliformes; Phasianidae
Gene: PJA2
Product: praja ring finger ubiquitin ligase 2
Exons: 10
Coding region: 183-2252 (689 amino acids)
Source: RefSeq, a predicted model, not a curated record
GAGACGCGUCUGUAACUCUCGCCCCUCGGUCGGAAUUGGUCUUUUCCUUUUCCCCUUGGCCAGAUAUUGGCUGCCGUUCGCUAGCACCGAGAGAGAGGAUUGGCUGUGCUGAGGGCGACGGGCAGGCUGUGGUUGCCGCUGGGAGGCGUGCGGCCGGGCCCGGAAGGGAAUUUCAUGCAGCAAUGGGUCAAGAAUCUGGUAAACCUGCAUGGCCAAAGCCAACAGGAGGAUAUCAGACUAUUACAGGUAGAAGAUAUGGAAGAAGACAUGCUUAUGUCAGUUUUAGACCAUCUUUGAAUAGUCAAGAUGGAAAUCAACACCAACACAAUGGAGGAUAUGAAGGAUUAGAAUUGAGUGACGUUCAGGAACAGAUUUCUUUAUGUUCGGGACCAUUGGUUCAAGUUUCUUCCGGUUUAUUGGAUGAGCCUCAGUUAGAAAAUAUUGGAACUGGAGAACCCGUUUGCCAAGCUGUGUUCAGGCAAACUUCUGAGGCAAACCCUUCACCAUUUUCGUAUGGUGUGGAAGGCAGCCAGAUCUCAGGAAACGUUACGAGCCCUGAUAAAAAUUCAGAGGACCUCGCAAAAUAUGCUUCUGGAGAGUGUGAUGAUUUGAAUGGUUGCAAUGGAAUAGCUUUUGUAAACAUUGACUCUUAUGAGCCAGAUAGCAGUGAUGGAGAAGAUGAUGAUGGUCAAGGCCAACUUUGCUUGGUGAGAGAAGAAGCAGGUGUGCUUCAGGAGACAUUAGAUAACAUAGUUUCUGAGUUAGAAAAGGAUGUAGAAUCUCUUACGCAUUUACGGUCCCAAUUAUCUACUCUCAGUGACAGAGUUUAUAGAGAAUGUUGUGAGGAAAUAGGACCAGUACCCUUAACAAGAUGUUUUAGCACAGGUUCAGACUUUACCCAUCCAAACAAUGAGACAUAUAAAAAAUCUGCUGAAGAUCAAGCCAUACUGGAAAAUAACCUGAGUGGUGCCAGCUAUGAAACGCCACUGGUAAAUACAGUGAAUAUUGAAAACAGGACCUGUGUAACAACUUGUAGUGAAUUAAAUAUCAGUGAUGAGGAGGCUGAGCAAGAAGAUUCACCUGAACUAAUAGUGAGACCUAAAAUAAGAAAACUAAACCCCACAAGCCAUUUGGAUAGAGAGAAGCUUCCGAAUAAUAAUGAAGAAGAAAGCAGUUCUAAGAGGGAAGGUGAAAUUGAUGAAAUCGAGCAGGACUGUGCUGAGUUCCCCUUCAGAAAUGACAAAGAAAAAUUGAGCUCCAAUAUGUUAUUUGAUUCCAAGUGGUACAGUGGUCUUCAAAGCCACACAAAAUUAGACCUAAGAAGAAAUACAUCAGUUCAAGAACAAAAAGAUUUGCCAGAUGAUAGCAGUUUCUGGGAUGAGUUUGAAGAUGGCAGCAGACGUUUAUCAGUAUCCCACAGGAAUGAAGACAGCUCAGAGUGUAGUGAUGGAGAAUGGCCUGCAACUGGGCCAGUCUAUUUUGCUGCUGCAGAAAAAGACCAGUCCUCAAGUGAUGAGAGCUGGGAGACUGUCCCAGGCAAGGAGGAACAUGAAGCAGAAGUGCUGAGCAGCAGCAGCGGUAUAGGAGUGAAUGCAGACCCUUGCUUCCAUGGAGGGGUGCAAACGUUUUUGGAGGAAGGUGAAAUUCCUUGGUUACAGUAUCAUGAAGAAAUAGAAAGCAGCAGUGAUGAGGAAAACGACCCAUCUAGUGAUUUUGUGCAUCCUGGAUUCUUUAUGUUGGAUGGAAACAACAACCUUGAGGAUGACUCCAGUAUGAGUGAGGACCUGGAUGUGGAGUGGAGGUUGCUGGAUGAGUUUGGUGAUGGAGUAGGAGUUGCUCAAGUCAUUUCAUAUGUGGAUCCUCAGUUUUUCACGUAUAUGGCACUAGAGGAGCGCCUAGCACAAGCUAUGGAGAAUGCUCUGGCACAUUUGGAGUCUCUUGCAGUUGAUGUUGAACAGGCCCAUCCGCCAGCUACUAAAGAAAGCAUAGAUUGUCUACCACAGAUCAUUGUCACAGAUGACCAUGAUGGUCAAGAACAGUGCUGCACUAUAUGUUGCAGUGAAUAUGUAAAAGAUGAAGUCAUAACAGAGCUACCCUGCCAUCAUUUGUUUCACAAGCCUUGUGUCACUCUUUGGUUACAGAAGUCAGGAACAUGUCCUGUUUGUCGCCAUGUACUUGCUCCCAUUCUUCAUGAGGCAGCUGCUUCCUCUGCUUCCUUUCUACCUGAUGAUGACUCUUCAUCUUCUGUUUAGAAUGUUACAGGAGCUCCCAGCUAGCGUAUAUAAGGACAUUUUGUGAUGACAGCAGUACAAUUUUCUUUCACUGGAAAUGCAACGGAACAAUAUCUGACUUCUAUUCCACAUUAAACUUUUUCCUGGCAUCAGAAGUGCUGUUAGGUUACUGUUGCCUGGGCUUUUUUACAAAUGCUUUACCAAUUUUAAGUCUUAAGUCCUGAAUGAACUUUAGACUAUAUGAACUUUGGAACUUCAACAUUUGAUAUUCUGAGUUUCUAAGAAGUUGAAUCUGUAAUGUCUGGGCAGCUGGUUCUUUUGAGUUUUGUUUAAAUAUCGUUAUACUGAAUAGACCUCCUUUACUUUCUCCUCCUUGCACACACACUCACUCUCUUCUAGAUAAAUUUAUUUUUAUAUAUAAUGUAAGGGAGGGAUUGCUUUCCUAAUGCAGAUAUAAUUAAAAUAUUUUUGACUCUUGGAGUCUUGAAGUCUGAACAAGGUAGUAACAACCUUGUACACUUAGUUGAAAAAUAUAUUUGAAUACAUGGGUGUUAGGAUAACUACUAUUAUUUCAGAAAUUUAAGAAUGAAUGUUUCUGGUGUUUGCACUUGUUGCAGUGGGUUAUGCUACAUAAAGUAUUUUAAAGGGAAAAAGACUGUAAUUUCUAAAAUGUAUUUCUCUAGUUAAUACUCCGUGUCCCUUAAAGUUUUCUCUUGUGCUGAAGUUAGUCUUCGUGCACAGAAAGUUAAGAUUUUGAUUUGUGUAUUCUGUAUUAAUGGUUGUGCAAUCUUACAGUGCUGGAGCAUGGGGAUAAUAUGCAAGGAACCAAAUCCAAGCACUCUUAAAAUUACUUGCUUCCAGUAACUACUAGUUGAGCUCAUGGAAAGCUUAAUGUGAUGACUGAAAAACUAAGAUUAAAGUAGCACUCAGCUACUUGGUUGUGGUUAUUGCUGCCCUAAUAGCCUCAUCUUUAUAAAUAUUAAUAUAUUCUUUGAAUAGUGUUUUUGAGAGACAUACUGAGUAGUGUGACUUACUUUACAGUGUACUUUGUGGACUGUGACAGAACAAAGAAUUGCUGGAUAUUGCCAUAGAUCUAUUCCUGAGGUUUUAGAUUUUGCAUUCCUAAACAUGAAUACGAGGAAAUAAGAACAAGGGUGUUGGUGAAAAGUUGUGGAAGUGGUUAGCACAGCUCCUUACAAGUUUAUUUUUCUGCAUUAGAACUCUAUAUUCAUCAAAGCUCACAUCAGCAGGAUUUUGAAAAAUGUGACAGGGAACAUAGGCUAUAGGUAUACCCACUGGGACAAUUCAUACUAAUCCAAGAAGCACUAUAAUUUUCCGUAUCUCAUUUAUGAAUCAGUGCUGGGGAGAAUGCCCAUUGGUUGUUCCUCCUAUGGCAAAUGCUACAACAGGUAUUUUAACCAGCCUGAAUUGCGUUUCUUUCCUAACUGCUCAGUAUGCUGUCCCUCAUUUAAUCCUUUAAGAACUGUGUUUUGUAAAGAGGAUUACCUCAGAUUCUGGGGCAAGAUUUGGAAGCACUCUUGCUUGUAGCUUUUGAUUCCGGACUUAACCAGCAAUGUCAGGAGCUAAGACAGAAGCAGCUGUUGGGCUUUUUUUCUCCUUAUCUGUUACUGGCCUCAGUUUUGCUUACUAUUUCUAAACAACUGAUGAACAGCUGUCUAAGUGUUAAAGCUUUUUUUUUUUCCCCCUUCACCUUGAAUGGAUUGAUGGAUUAUUCAUAGAUCUUUCCUAGUGCCUCAACUGAGGAAAUAGCAAAUGAAAGAUCUUUGUCAAGGUGUCUGCAAAAUUAUAUGCCAGGUCAGGACAUAUUCAGGAGAUUACCAGAAACCUUCAGCAACACGAAAGAAGAGUUGAAUGAUCAAAUUCUUUGGAAUAUUCAAGUGCUGGUUGUGAUUUAUUUUUUUGGUAAACAAAAUUGUGUCAGAUUGCUGUGCACAUUCAGUGGUAAAAUCAGUUCAAGUAGGCCUGGUCCUUGAAAAUGCCUUGUAAAGUGUAAUGUUUUCCUAGAACAAUAAAUACUAAAGAACAAAUAUUUGCUCAAAAAGAACAUCCUGGGCAUUCUCUAAUAAAAAAUUCUAGCUACAAGAAGAAAAUCUUUUUCCCACACUAGGUAAAAAAAAGCAUUCAACAAAAAGGUGGAAGUAAAUGUGGAAAAAUAGGUCUGCUACAACCAAGGGUUUGUAUCAUCUCUUCAUGUACUAGUAAACUGGAUGCAUCAAAAGUCCAUAGGAGAUCAUAAAAGGGGAUAAACAAAUUACCUGCUUUGAAUAAUGUUCAAGUAAUACAGAAGUUCUUGUGAAAAAUGUGUUUCUGGUAAACUACAUGAUGUAAAAUGAAUGCUUUUUAAUAUGUAAUAAAACAUUUUCA